Molecule: messenger RNA, 618 nt
Organism: Penicillium coprophilum
Lineage: Eukaryota; Fungi; Ascomycota; Eurotiomycetes; Eurotiales; Aspergillaceae
Exons: 1
Coding region: 1-618 (205 amino acids)
Source: RefSeq, a predicted model, not a curated record
AUGGCGGCUGUCAAAGCAGCGAGCCCUUUGGCUCAGGCUAUAGACGAAUUCCUCGAUGAUAUGAAGGCUCGCGACCGCAAAAGCCCAUUCUAUAAAGAAGUCUUGACAUCACGCUCGGUUUUGGCCCUCAAUACAGAUCCACGGGGUGUUGAAUCAUGUACAGAAGAGCUCAGGGGGUAUAUUAAAGAGCUUGAAAAGCAGAAAAGCUCGUCGAAGUCGUUGAAGGGACUUGGGGCCCUUGGACCUUUUAUCAAUGGCAUUGUCACUUUGAUGGACGCUUGCUCCGCCCUGGUACAGGCAAGUCCUUUUGCAGUUGGUGUGGCUCUAUCGGGCGCCCGUUUCGUGCUCAAGGUGAGUACUCUAAGAUUGGAAUGGGACGGUACAUCGAUCCUGAUUCUACUCCAGCUCGCCUACAACACCAAUUCAAUGUUUGAACUCGUCUCCGACACUAUGGGCAAAAUUGGAAUGUAUCUUCAAUGUUACGGCAAGUUUGCCGUUGCCUAUAAAUCCUCUGAUGAGGUACGGGAGUGUCUUGUUGCCUCAUACAAGAACAUCGUUAACUUCUGGGCAACGGCUUCAAAACUCCUUUCUGAGCAUGGUACGUCACUGCCGCAGUAA